GAUUGGCAAUGUAGCAAUUUCAUGUCAGAGGGUUCCAAUUUGUUGCGAAUUCGAACAGCGAUGAGUUCCUUCCAGGGUCGGAUGCAGGAAUAUCCGAGCGCUUCUAUCGACAGAUUUGACAGAGACAAUUUGCUGGCCAAGGCUUAUUUCCUGUCGCACUGUCAUAAAGAUCACAUGAAAGGAUUAAGAGCUCCUGCCUUGAAAAGACGAUUGGAAUGCAGCUUGAAGUUGAAGCUUUAUUGUUCCCCAGUCACAAAGGAGAUUCUACUAACAAGUAGCAAGUACAAAUUCUGGGAGAAUGAUAUUAUAGCUAUUGAAGUUGAAACUCCAACACAAAUUUCCUUGGUUGAUGAAGCAACUGGUGAGAAAGAAGAUAUACUUGUUACCCUUUUACCUGCAGGACACUGCCCUGGAUCAGUUAUGUUCUUGUUUGAGGGUGUAGGUGGCACAGUGUUGUACACUGGAGAUUUCAGACUGGCCAAAGGCGAAGCUGCUCGCAUGGAAUUGUUGCAUUCAGGUGGCAGAGUCAAAGACAUUCAGACUGUUUACUUAGACACAACUUUUUGUGAUCCUCGAUUUUACCAAAUCCCAAGCAGGGAGGAGUGCUUAAAUGGGAUACUGGAGUUGGUGAGAAGCUGGAUCACAAUCAGUUCUUACCAUAUAGUGUGGUUAAACUGUAAAGCAGCUUAUGGAUAUGAAUAUCUCUUCACUAACAUCAGUGAAGAAUUCAGCCUUAAGGUCCAUCUUAACAAGCUGGAUAUGUUUAAUAAUAUGCCAGAAAUUCUGCACCAUGUGACCACAGACAGAGCAACGCAGGUUCAUGCAUGUAGACACCCCAGGCAUGAUGAGGAUUUUAUUCGUGGAAACAGACUCCCCUGUGGUAUUACAGCAAAAGAUGGGACUCCACUACGCAUUAUCAGUAUUAAACCUUCUACUAUGUGGUUUGGUGAAAGGUCAAAAAAGACUAGUGUAAUUGUAAGAACUGGAGAGAGUUCGUACAGGGCUUGUUUCUCAUUCCACUCAUCCUUCAGUGAGAUAAAGGAUUUUCUUUCACAUGUACAGCCUGUGAGGAUUCACCCAAAUGUUGUGCCAAUGGGCCGGAAUUUUGAAGAUGUCAAAGAGAUUUUGAAGCCAUUGUGUAGGAAGUGUCUAGGAGAUAGUGAACCCACCUACAAACCACUGGGGAAGCUGAAAAGAUCAAGGAGUUGUUUCAUCGAUGAGGAAGAUGGGAACUGCAAUGACCUUUUCGAUGACACUCUUCUAAUUCCACUGAAGCAGAAGUUGAAACAUCCGAAGCUUGAAAAUGAAACCAGGGACUUGCUGCAGCAGAGAGAUCAGAGUAUCAAUACAGAGAGUACAAGUGAACCUCCCAUCUCCUUAAAUACUGAAUUUCUUGAGUGUGACGAGUCAAAUGAGGAUGACGAUGAAGAAGAGGACAAAGAGGCUGGUGCAAUAUACCCAAAAAGUGAGUUGAAUUCCAUGCAAAAGGGAGAAUUUACUAAUCUCGCAGCACGGUUGACCACAGGUGAAAAAGCAUGUGGCACAGAGUCUAUACGUUGGGACAUGUUUUUCAAAGCGGAGCCGGUUUUGACAUCUGAAACUGACGAGGAUUCCGAGAUUGCCAGGGAGCAAGAGCUUGGUUCACAAUCGCCAAAACUGUUCAGUGACUCUGAAGAUGGAGACUCCACCCACUUUCCCUCUCAAACUUCAUCCCAAUCCACUCACAUAUCGGAACAGGGCAGUCAAGGCAGCUUGUUUGACACUGAAGCAAAUCACAUUCCACAAAAUAAAAUAGGCUCUGUGAAAAUCGUGAAAGUGAAAGAUAAAUCAGCAUUAAUCGCAACUCCUGAUACGGAGAAAAGCAACAACUGGGAUCUUCAGCAAGGGAAUGAAUUUCAUCCGGAUGAUGUCUCAGAUUUGAAGUCUUCCACAUGAUGAAAAGUGCCGAGUGGCGUGGGUAUUGUACCUUGACAAAAGACCAUGAAUGAAAACAGACUGUUUAAAAUAGUGGAAUCGAAGCCAGUGAUUUGAUAUGGUAUCAUUGUGAAAAUAUGAAGUGCCAAUGUCUUGAUAGUUUAACGCAGCCCAUUUCUUAAAUUCACAGGGUAGAAAUUCUUACCUCAGUGGGCGGGUGCAUGCUUGACCUGCUUGAAUGUAAAAUGACACGCGUUGAUGUUGGGCGAACGUCCCGAUAGCUCCGUGCCUCAAGGAGAUUGAAGCUCUCGUUCUCGCGCGUGCACUCGCCUUCCUCCCCUCCCCCGGCCUGCACAGGCAGUGCUCAGUGCUGUGCCAUUCCCGUUUCACGCUAGGUGGCCCAUAAUUGGCCUGCCCGCGUCAAAUUGCGAUGCGGAGCCGAUCGCGGGCAGCGGUCAGCUACCCGACUGCCCCCCGCCAAGGGCAGAAUCUUGCCCAGAGGAUCGCCCUGAAUAAUGCUGGAGAUCGAGGAUCGGCCCCGUUUAACACCCUUCUUAAUAGAAAUCAGAUUUGUUUUUACCGUUAGUUGUUUCAAUUGAAUUGGAGGCCAGGUUAUAUAAAUUAUCUUAAUAAAUUUAUCACAAAUCCCCAUUUGUUUUAAACUUUUAAAUAUUAACUUAUAGCCAACCAAAUCAAAUGCUUUUGCCAAAUCAAUAAAUACCACUGCAAGAUCCCUUUAAUGUCUUUUAGCUCCCUUUAACAAUUAUUUAGGACUACAAUAUUCUCAUUGCGCCCAGAGGCACCCACAAUAAACCGCUUUUGGCUUUCAUUUAAUUCAACAGCCCUGGCUAAUCUGUUAGCCAUAAUUUUAGUAAAUAAUCUAAGAAUAAUCGUUAAAGGUCGCCAAUUAUCAAUACUUUCUAGGGCCUUAGAAUCAUUUGUUUUUGGAAUUGAUAUAAUCCCACAAAUCUUAAUAGAAUUUGGGGUAAUCCCGGAUAACAGCCAAAUUGUAAACAUAUUUGGUAAUACGUUGGGAUUUUUAGUGAUCAAAUAUUUUAAAUCCUUAACCGUAACUUUAUCAGGUCCAGGAGCCCAUUAACUGUCUACCAAGACCUUUCCUAUUAGUUUUGAUCUACUUUAAAUUUAUGUAAAGUGAAAUAAAAACAGAAAAUGCUAGAAAAGCUCAGGUCUGACUGAAUCAAUGUUUUGAGUCUGUAUGACUUCUUCAGAGCUAAAGAGUAGAAAUAUUAUGGAUUUUAUACUGAGGAGGUGGAGCAAAAAAGAUCAGGGAUAUGUAGGAGUGCGGAAGACAUUUGACAAGAUGUCAUAAACACAAAAGACAAAGAGAGUGUUAAUGGUGAUGUUAAAGAAUAAGGAAGGUACUGACAGUGGCAUAAAGGUGAGAUAACAGGAUGUGUUAAAAGCAAAACAAGAGUCAACGCUCUGUGAAAGCACAACAUAGAAACGAGUGACAGAUGGCCCUGUACAGGGUGGGGGGGGAGACAGAUUUUUAAAAAAUAAUAAAUAAGAAUUUAAAAAUCG
This is a messenger RNA of Carcharodon carcharias (great white shark), 3456 nucleotides long. It is a transcript of the gene dclre1c, whose product is annotated as DNA cross-link repair 1C, PSO2 homolog (S. cerevisiae). Lineage: Eukaryota; Metazoa; Chordata; Chondrichthyes; Lamniformes; Lamnidae. The record is from RefSeq and is a predicted model, not a curated record. Gene Ontology annotation, molecular function: damaged DNA binding; 5'-3' DNA exonuclease activity. The transcript has 15 exons. Bases 22 to 1935 code for a protein of 637 amino acids. Gene Ontology annotation, biological process: protection from non-homologous end joining at telomere; interstrand cross-link repair; double-strand break repair via nonhomologous end joining.